AUGAUUACAAUUCGUUUCAGAACGACGUCUGCAAUCGAUCAUCGAAGAAAAUGGGAUAAGGACGAAUUUGAAAGGAAAGCGAAAGAACGUUUAAUACAGGAAAGAGACGAAGAAAAAGUGAAAAGGAAAUUCCCUCGCUUCCCGGACGAAGGAAAAGUUAAAAGAGAACUGCUUAAAGCGAGAGAAUAUAAGGUCGAUUUAGAAUCGAAAGUUGGGCGAACAGUUGUGAUAAACAAAACCACGCCAUCCGCUGAAACAGGUGGCUAUUAUUGCGAUGUAUGCGAUUGUGUAGUCAAGGACUCCAUUAAUUUUUUGGAUCAUAUUAAUGGAAAAAAUCACCAACGAAAUAUGGGAAUGAGUAUGAAAAUUAAGCGCAGUACAGUGGAUGAAGUUCGACAGAGAUUCGCGUUUAAGAAAUCUGAAAAGGAAAUGAUUAAGAAGGAAUACGAUUUACAGGAGAGAAUGGAAGAAUUGAAAGAAGAAGAGGCACGCAUGGCGGAUUAUAAAAGGGCAAAACGACAGGAACAAAGGAAAAGAAAAAGGGGUGUUGAAAAUGAACCGUUGGAAGAGGAUGAUGAAGUUGCAGCAGCUAUGGGUUUUGGCGGAUUUGGUAGCAGUAAGAAACCGAAUUAA
Messenger RNA from Dracunculus medinensis (Guinea worm), 633 nucleotides. NCBI's taxonomy places the organism in Eukaryota, Metazoa, Nematoda, Chromadorea, Rhabditida, Dracunculidae. The record is from the annotation of a GenBank genome assembly.